Messenger RNA from Paramecium pentaurelia, 1109 nucleotides. The record is from the annotation of a GenBank genome assembly. Lineage: Eukaryota; Ciliophora; Oligohymenophorea; Peniculida; Parameciidae.
UAAUGAAUAAUACUCGUCCCUCAUAACUUCCAGCUGCAAAAGCUACACCAUCUUAAUUACCUCAGAGUGGUUAAUUAAUUCCUGAAGGUUAUUAACCAACGGUUGGUUGGGUUCCAGCUUCUUCAUAGAUUCAGCCUGGAACUAUGAAUUAAGCUAUUCCAAUAUAACAAACUGGAUUAAUAACAAAUCCUCAAUAUUUUUAACAGCAAGCUUAUGCCUAAUAACCCCUAAUUCAAUCAAACGGGCCUGUAGUUACUUAAGGAAAUGUAUAAACCAUAAUUAAUUGUCUUAGGUUAUAAAAGGGGAGUCAAGAAUAGAGUAUAUUCCUUAUACGAAAGAGGUGACAGAAUAUGUUACUCAGGAAGUUGUUGAAUAUGUUCCUAGGGAAAGGAAGAUUACCGACUAUUAUGCUGUUGAAUAUGUAACAGAACACAUUCCUUAAGUUAUUUAAGAAAAAUAUAUUGGUAAUUCUUGAACACUAUGACAGAGUAUGUUCCUGUUGAAACGAUAAAAGAGAGAACAGAAUAUUAAGCAGUGACUAGAUAGAGUGUUAUUUAGUAACCUAUUGAUUAUCAAUAGAUAUAAACAACUCAAUAAUAUUAAGGUAAAUAAAAUUUAUUUAUUGAAUCUAGUGCCAGCUCAAAUUCAAUAUGCGACCACAACAACAAAUUAAUAUAUUCCUACAACCUAAAACCAAUUCACCACAGUACCAGUGACAACAUCCUAAUACAUACCAUAACAAGUUACAUAUGGUUAAUUACCUGCAACAACAACUACAUAUGGUUAAUUACCUGCAACAACAACCACUUAUGGCUAAUUAUCUGCAACAACAGCAGCUUAUGGUUAAUUGCCAUCCCAAGUUACUUACGGUUAAUAACCUGUAACAACUACUACAGCUUAUGGAUAAUUACCAUCAACUACAACCUAGGCCUAUGGAUAAUUACCAUCAAAUGCAUAUGGUCAAGUGACAACAACCACUUAAUAAUAUUCAACAGGAUGGCAAUAAGUAUUUCCAUCAGCUGCAGGUAAUGUUCAACAACCUUAAUUCUAACAAUAAUAACCCUAGUAAGCUAUGCAAAGACCAGGAUAAAGUCCAAAAUAUUAAUGAU